This is a messenger RNA of Puccinia triticina, 1653 nucleotides long. RefSeq lists its product as uncharacterized. The transcript is spliced from 6 exons. The coding region runs from base 1 to 1653 and encodes 550 amino acids. NCBI's taxonomy places the organism in Eukaryota, Fungi, Basidiomycota, Pucciniomycetes, Pucciniales, Pucciniaceae. The record is from RefSeq and is a predicted model, not a curated record. Gene Ontology annotation, molecular function: serine-type endopeptidase activity. Gene Ontology annotation, biological process: proteolysis.
AUGCAUCGUCCAUCCAUGCUUGGCUUCAUCGCCUCCGCCUUGGCGGGCUCGGCCCUCGCCGUCCCCUUCAAUGAUGACCCCGACAGCCAUCUCGCUCCCCUCAUCACCCCAACCGCCCCGCCAGUCGGAGGCCCUCUCUCCCAUCUCUCCAUCCAAGGCGGCCGCUCCCCCUCAGACUAUCUGAUCAAAGACAGCUACGUCGUCGUCUUCAAGAAGGGAACCCACGACGACCGCUCCCUCCAACACAAGAGCAAGGUCCACCAACUGUGGAAGCAAGACCAACAACAGCGUCUCCAAUCCGAAUCCUAUGGACCCGCGGACCUGUUCUCGGGCAUCAAGCACCACUAUGAUGGAAUGACCUCCUUCAAAGGAUAUUCCAUCCAUGUCCCUGAGGCACUUAUCUCGAUCAUCCGCUCAUUCCCCGAGGUCGACUACAUCGAGCGCGAUAGUCGGGUCUGGAUCAACGAUCAGUAUGAGAAUCCUUCCACGAUCCCCGUGGCCGAGAAGCCCUCUCACCCCACCUCGGAGCCGAUCGAUGUCGAAUACGGCGCCCCAUGGGGUCUGGCCCGUAUCUCCCACCGUCACAAGCUCAAAUUCAGCACCUUCAACGUCUAUCCCUUUGAAGAUCCUGCCGGCUUGGGGGUCGAUGCCUACGUCAUUGACACUGGUGUGAAUAUCGAGCACGAAGAGCUGGAAGGCCGAGCCAAAUGGGGCAAAACCAUCCCCGAUGACCCAGACAAAGACUUGAAUGGCCACGGUAGUCACGUCGCUGGAACGAUCGCUUCCCGAACUUACGGAGUAGCCAAGAACGCUACUAUCAUCGCCGUCAAGGUUUUGGGUGCAGGUGGUUCUGGUACGAUGUCCGAUGUGGUUGCCGGUGUCGUAUGGGCUGCCGAAGCUGCGGCAACCAAAGCCCGCGAUGAAGCAGCCAAGAAAGACUCCAAGCACAAAGGCAGUGUUGCCAACAUGUCUCUCGGAGGAGGAAACUCACCUUCGCUCGACCAAGCUGUUAAUGCUGCUGUUGACACUGGCCUCCACUUCGCUGUUGCCGCUGGUAACGACAAUCGAGAUGCCUGUACCUUUUCUCCCGCUGCUGCCAAAAAGCCGAUCACCGUCGGAGCCUCAACCAUCCAAGACGAGCGAGCCUAUUUCAGUAACCACGGCAAGUGUGUCGACAUCUUCGCUCCCGGUCUCAACAUCAAGUCGAUCUGGAACACCGGCAGCAAGAGCGUCAACACGAUCUCCGGAACCUCGAUGGCUAGCCCCCACAUUGCGGGUCUUGCUGCGUACUUCCUCUCCAUUUACCCUGAAAAAUUGGACCUUGCCUCGCUCGGGGUUUACGAAGACGAGCAGGAUGAGUUUGUUGCGUCCAACGGAGAGGCUUACGAUCUGGGACAAUACUUCUCCUGGAACUCGGUCUCGUCCCAAGGCCAACUUGCGUUCGGUAAAUUCAAGGAAGCCGUCGGCUACAGUGGCUCGACCCAGCCCAAGGAUGCCCCGCAGGCCCUCUCUACUCGGAUGUUGAAGAAAGCGAUGAUCAAGAUGUCGACUUCAGGUGUCCUUUCUAAAUUACCCGGCCAAACUUGCAACUACCUCGCGUACAACAACGCCACCGUACCCCGUGCACUCACCGCUGCGGACUUCCGAAUCUGA